AUGCGCCCUCCUAGGACGCUCAACGACCUCGUCGCUCCCCCGCCUGUCCUAAGUGCUAUUCCCGAUAAUGUCCUCGGGACCUUUUCCGACUUACCCCAACUCUCGCAGUUCUGGCGUCAUCCGAAUGAUAAGGAUGUGCUGAAGUUUGGUCUCAACGAUUUGUUGAACACGACAGAUUCCCCACCGUCUAAAGUGGUCAAGACAGAGAGUGAACAAACAGCGGCGGAAGCUCGAGCCAUCUCUCAGCUCAACACCGAUGCGAUGAAGGUCGCCUUGCUCCUCGCCUACCGCACGAUGGAAACAGAAAUUGCCACUUCUGAUGACACUGGCGAUGUUACCCAGUCUCCCCAAGUCCCGACGCUAGCACUAAUGGACCAAAUCAAAUCUUCACUCACAAUGCUAGGACAUAGUGACACCGUUGUCGACAUGAUUAUGGACGGGGCACGAAAUCUGCUACGAUACCAGCAGCUGAGGGACGAACGAUACAAAACAGUUGAGAAGCUGAAGAAGGAUCUGGAACGCGUGACAGAGGUAAUUGCGGAGAUCUCAAAAUUCCGCAACUCGCCCAACGUCUGGCAAGUCCCUAGGCUCACGCUGAAAGACUUCAAGGUGGUGGUUGUUGAGGAUGCCUUGGCCGCUCGCGAGCGGGACCAGGCAGAGAAGGCAGCACGGGACCUCAAGGCCAUCGCCGCAGUGGCUCAGGACUGGAAGAAAACCUGCCACACGGGGGCAUUUUACUCGCGGACCGAGCCUGCCAGUGGAAAGGACAACAGUGACCCCGUCGAGUCAACGACGGUAGCAAAAUGCCGGAAGAGAACAAAACAGGUUCCCCUUCCGUCUACAGCAGGUUGCCUAACAGGGAGUGUAGCACACAAACACCGCAAGUCGAGCCCCGCCUAUCAAGUUGAAGAACAUGGCGCAUGA
This is a messenger RNA of Fonsecaea multimorphosa CBS 102226, 924 nucleotides long. RefSeq lists its product as uncharacterized. The record is from RefSeq and is a predicted model, not a curated record. The transcript has 2 exons. The coding region runs from base 1 to 924 and encodes 307 amino acids. Lineage: Eukaryota; Fungi; Ascomycota; Eurotiomycetes; Chaetothyriales; Herpotrichiellaceae.